UCUCUUCUUCUUCUUCUUCUGCAGCAGCUCCGGUGUGUUGCAACGAGACUCCAGCUCAGUUCCCGGUGGAGAUUUUUCUGUCAGAAAACUUGUUCCCCUCGGCUAACUUUUGUUGUCUGUGUGUCUGUGUGUCUCUCUUCCUCUGUGGACGGACUUUAACUUUAUUUAUUUUUUUUUUUUUACCACGUUCAGUGCGUAAAAACGCAAGUUGCGCCUUUUAAAACUCUCUGUAUGAAAGCUCGCUGUGUGUUUGUGAAUCCAGCCGGAGCUGAACGGAGAGAGGGAAUUUCUAAAAUCCAUCAGACACCAAGGGGGAGAGUAUCGGCCCUCGAUCCACGAUGUCCUCCAGGGGUAAAAGCGACUUGUGCCGAAUAUGUGGCGGAGCUCUCCUGGGAAACCAAAGGCGGUGGCUGUUUGGGGGCCAAAAUAAGAAGACUGGUCAGUCUCAGACCCCGACAGAGUCCCUGAGAGGAGGAAGCCUGUCCCGGUCCUCGCAGAGCAGCCCCUGGGGCAGUACGUUAUCUCUGGGUUCCUCAGUGUCUCUGUCCAAGUCCCAGUUAUCCCUGAACUCCCCGUCCAAAGGAAUGGAUCUGCUCUCGGUGUUGACUCAUAUACUGGGACAGUCUGUACAGCGGGGCAGCGGGCAGGGGGAGUUUGUGUGUGGCAAAUGCGUGUGCAUCCUCGAGCGGGUAUUCAAGUUCGACUCGGUGAUAGCCAGGGUGCGGGUGCUUUCGUCUGAGAAGCUGCAGAAGCUGGUGCAGGAGAGGGACAAGAUCAGACAGUGGGUACGCCAAAACUACCACCAGAGACACCCACGGGAGUUCCAGAGCCGGGGCAGCACCAGCGAGGAGGAUGGCGAGGCGGAGAAGGAGGGCUACAGGGAGAUGCUCAAAGAGAAUAUGGCACUCUCGGAGUACGAGUGCUGGUCCGAGAAGUGGGACACGUGUCCGUAUUUUAUAAGAACGGGUAAAAGAUGUAAAAAAGGCAAAGGAUGCGAAGGCUGUGAUUCCUUACGGGUGUCCGACUCGGAUUAUGAGUCCGUUUGUGGGGUUCCUCGCAACUUGCCUUUUCAACCCUUCUCCCCAUUGGCAUUAUCACGGGACAAAUCCCAGAGCAUGCCCCUCCACUGGCAAAGGGUGCCAUCCAUCAGCUCCAGUCCGUCGUCACUGGCGGGGUCCUGUCUUUCCUUACAAGCAUCUUCUCGCACUGCGUCUAUUCAGUCUCUGGACUCUCUUGACGGCAACGACCCGUUUGACUCCCCAGGUGUUCAGUCAGUCAACUUUGUGCUGAAGGAGUUGAGAAGCAUUGAAGGAAAGCCGGUCAGUUCGCCAUCGGGGAGCAGGAUCCCAGUUUUGGGCAGGAAGGACGGGAGGUGCUCGGGAAAAGUUGGAGAGAUGGCGUCGCCAUCAGUGAACAGGGUGCUGAACUUUGGGAAUGUGGAGAACGGAGGGGAUGAAAUGGAUGAAGAAGACGGGGAUGUGCUAACAGAGCUGAGGGACGAGUUCAUGCCUCUUCAUCGAGAGAGCUCAACUGGCAGGGUUCAACACGCCGUCAGGCACCUACGAGGCCAGCUGGACCAAGCCGUGUCCCGCAUCAGGACCCUGGAAGCCGAGCUGAAACAUGGGAGGGGCCAACCAACGGAAGUAAACGGAUCAGAAGACUGGGCCCCUUUGGUCCAGGAGGAGGGUGGCAGUUCCCUGCUGCAGGGCCUCGGACACUCCCUCCACAGCCGGGAGCGUCUGAUCCAGGAGUGUAUGGGUCUGAUCAGAAGACUGUGUGUGGAGGAGGGAGCAGGGACUGAGCUGACCAACAAGCUGACUGAGAAUCUGAAGCAAACUCUGUCUGACAACAAGGCUGCUCUGGAGACUUUGAGGUCCGAUGUGACUGAGAGAGAGAAGGGCCUGGAGAAAGAGAUCGAGGCCCUGAGAAAGGCUGGAAGAGACAGAGAGAGAGACCUCGACACACUCAACACCGUGCUGCGGUGCAACCAGGAUAUUAUCAAUGACCUGCGAGUGGCUCUGGGGGAGAAGGAGCGACUGCUGAAGGAGGUGGAGAAAGAGAGGGAGGUGUGGAGACAGAGGGACCAGGCCCUCACUACGGUCCUGCAGGAGAAGGAGGCUCUGAUCCACCGCCUCAAAGAGAAUCUGGUGAGCUGUCAGAAAGAUGGACAGGCUGUCUCUGACUCUGUGAUUGGUAAGGGGUUGGCUGGGGGAGGGGCUCAGCUGGCAGCCUUGUUGGAGGACAGAGAGGGAAACAACGCCACCUUGUGCAAGGAGGUCACCAAACUCAACACAGCCCUGCAGGAAUACCAGGAUAUGGUGAAGAAUCAGCAGGAGAGCCACAGUCAGACGGUGUCUUCUCUGACAGCUCAACUCAGAGACACUCGGCAGGAGCUGAGGGAGAAAGAGAAGGAGAAGAAGCAGGCCGAUAGAGCCUGGCAGAACAACAGAGAGGACAGAGAGAGAGAGGAGAGGAAACUGAGGGACAGCCUGGAGAAGAGAGACAAACUCAUAGAGGUAACGUGCAGGAAUCUGCUGCUUAUUGUUUUCUUUUCUUCAUUGAAAAUAUUAAAUAGCACUGUUUUUUAUGAAAUGUGUGUAUUAUAUAUCCCACCCUGUUCCCCUCUCCUGCUUCCAGAUCCCCCCCAAGUUGAGUACCAAGUAGCUUACAUGUGAAAUGUGUAAACACACAAGAUACAUUUAAAUAAAACAUCAAAUUACAUGGAAUAUCUUUGACAUAUCUGCAACAACUACGUCAGUUGACCUGCAACUAUUGUGAUAUUCCGUCAUUUGAUUCAUUUUCCAAGCAAAAAUGCCAAAUAGUUAAUGGUUAAACCAACUAUUACAAUCAUCAAAUAAUCAUUUAAGCAAUAAAUCCCAAUAAAAAAAUACCAAACAUUCCCUAAUUUAACCUUUUCCAAUGUGAGGAUGUUCUGCUUUUCUGUUAUUUUUAUCACUGUAAACUGAAUAUAUUGUGGUUUUAGACUGUUGGUUUCAUAGACCCAAACACUUUUGCAUUAAUCAAACAAUAAUAAUUAUGAAAAUUAUAAAUAAUAUUAAUUAUUUUCCAAAUGAUGCCUAAAGUAAAAUAAUGAUUAAAACACUACUUAUUUGGAGGCCAAACAUUCCACAUACAUGAAUUAACAACAGGAAACCUGCACUGAUGUUAACUUGCUUGAUGGUUUUGUUGUGAAGGCAGAUGAUAUCUCAGUCUGGCAUCUGUCAACAGUCCAAGGAAUGUGCAGUACAAAUGUUGUCAUGCCAGUUUGGUUUGGUCCAUCUUUAAUGAUCCUGAAAGGAGCUGAAUAUGUCUUGAGAUGAUUCAUCAAGUUACUAUUGUUGUGCACAGUGUGACAUUUCUCUCUUCCACAUACCACACAGUGACCGGCCCUGUCCGUGUUUACUGUAGGAAGACAACAAAAGGAGACAAAAGAGCAAGGAGUAAAAAUACACCCUGAAGGACUUGAAUACUUAAACUUGUUUCUGGUGAUGUAGUUUCUAUUUUUUACUUCAAUAAGAACCUUGAACACCUCCAAACAUCAGUGCCAGAUUUUACUGUCAGAUCCUCAGAAUCAAUGUUUGAUGGCUUUUUAUAGACUCACAGUCAUGCCAAGAAAAAUAUGUUGGUGAAAGAUUUCAGAUCAGCCUCCAUAGAACACAAUGCAAUGCAGCCACAGGAUGUAUUUUGAUUUAAGUGAGAAGGCAAAUAUAAGGAAUUAAAUGCACAAUAUUUUUAUUUCUGCCACUAGGGGUCUCUCACAUCAAAACAAUAACAAAAGGAGAGGUUUGAUGAUGUUUUGAAAUAGUGUGGGAUCGUGGGAGUUGUUGUUUUCACCGCCAUUGCCGUCAUCGCAGUCAG
This is a messenger RNA of Morone saxatilis (striped sea-bass), 3858 nucleotides long. RefSeq lists its product as uncharacterized. NCBI's taxonomy places the organism in Eukaryota, Metazoa, Chordata, Actinopteri, Moronidae. The coding region runs from base 339 to 2675 and encodes 778 amino acids. The transcript is spliced from 10 exons. The record is from RefSeq and is a predicted model, not a curated record.